GAUGACGAGGGUUGCUGUUGCGCGUCUGCCACGUCAGGAAAAAAGUCACAACAGCCAACCACAGGCUGACGUGCUGCAGGAGAUGAGACAGAAGACAAACUUGCAGCAUGACAACUGAGUGACACUUUCCUUCCACCUACCCAACACUCCUUCCAUCCACGCCCCACAACAUCUUUCACUCGCCCAUUUCUCUCAUGGUGUGUGCGAUAUAAAAGGCCCUUACAUGCACCAGCAAGGACAUUACGAAUUCACAUUUAGGUGGAAUCACCGACUCUACAAGCAGACUAGCUGCCGGCAACACGCCCGAGUAGUCUCACCAUUGCAGUCACCACUUUCACCAGAGGAAAGACAAGAGGCCGCGAGUUCUCACUCCACAAGACCAACAUGACAACAACACAUCAGUUAAUGGCCGCCGCCUUCUACCUGUGCGGGCUUUUGUUUCUUCUCCACGUCGACUCCGUGAGCAGCAUCAGUUGCAAGGUUUGUAAUUACACUAACCCCAACUGCAAUGAAGGAAAUGUGCCAGCCACUGAGUGUUGUCACCAAAGCAAUCAGUGCGUCACUAUCGUAUUUAACACCAGCGCAUACUCAUAUAACAUUCGAGCCUGCGCACACGGACACGGAAGUCCUGAUCGUUGUUAUGUUCUGGGUGGUUACAUGAAUUGCUACGACUAUUGCUGCUAUGACAACUGUAACUAGUUGACAUACCAUGAGAAGACGGCAUGUACCAUGGUCAUUUUUUCAGAAACCGUCAUUGACAGACGGAAACUAUUGCUUUUGUUCUUCUAUAUUGUAAGAAAUAAGUUUCAAUGACAUUUAGCCAAAUUACACAGCAAACAAACCGUAUGAUUUCACUUUAAAGUCGUCUUUCAUCUAUUGCUAUCCUUCAUCGGAAAAGUUAUAAGCCGAUAUUGCUGUUACUGAAGACUUUCGAUAAUAUUCUUUCGGUUUGUCAAAAAUUUAUGGCGACAUCUUACAUGAAAUUGUUUUAUUAUUCUGCAGAAAACUAAUAAAGUCUAGAGUUGCAAAUCUGA
Messenger RNA from Pomacea canaliculata, 1034 nucleotides. RefSeq lists its product as uncharacterized. NCBI's taxonomy places the organism in Eukaryota, Metazoa, Mollusca, Gastropoda, Architaenioglossa, Ampullariidae. The transcript has 3 exons. The coding region runs from base 385 to 699 and encodes 104 amino acids. The record is from RefSeq and is a predicted model, not a curated record.